AUGCUUAACCAAUUCAACAAUCUCACCCAUUCUCUAAAACCAAAACACGCACUAAUCAGUGCAGGUAUCUUUUUUAUCCUACUAGGUUUCCUCCUAAUGGACACCCAUCUUGUUUUUGUCGGCAAUACUCUUACUACUAUUGGAGUCCUCUGUAGUAUUCAAAACUUCCAAAAUAUCAAGCCGUUAAUUCUUUUCUUAUCUGGAUUUGCUAUUUCUUUCAAACUAACCCAUCUAGCCAUCUUUAUUGAAUUCAUUGCCCUACUCUUCUGGUCCCGCCGCAAACUAGGCACUCUUUCCCAUCCCAUCCGCCACCUCACCAAAUUCCUCUCCUAA
Messenger RNA from Nematocida homosporus, 333 nucleotides. RefSeq lists its product as uncharacterized. The transcript has a single exon. Lineage: Eukaryota; Fungi; Microsporidia. Bases 1 to 333 code for a protein of 110 amino acids. The record is from RefSeq and is a predicted model, not a curated record.